Molecule: messenger RNA, 1209 nt
Organism: Suillus paluster
Lineage: Eukaryota; Fungi; Basidiomycota; Agaricomycetes; Boletales; Suillaceae
Product: Alpha/Beta hydrolase protein
Exons: 8
Coding region: 1-1209 (402 amino acids)
Biological process (GO): epoxide metabolic process
Molecular function (GO): epoxide hydrolase activity
Source: RefSeq, a predicted model, not a curated record
AUGUCAUCUGAAACUCCCUUUCGAAUCAACAUCCCGGACGAGAAACUCGCUACCCUUCGUGCUAAACUUGAGCUUGCCACUUUCCCGGACGAAUUGCAGGACGCCGGAUGGAAGUAUGGCCCACCUCUGACCGAUAUGAAACGACUCACAGAGAGGUGGAAAAACGGGUACGACUGGCGUAAGCAUGAAAAGGAAUUGAAUCAAGAGCUGCCAAUGUUUACCCGUGAUAUUCACGUGGAUGGUUACGGCGCGCUGAACAUUCACUAUGUUCACAAGAAGAGCAAAACUGUUGACGCCAUCCCACUGUUGUUCUCCCAUGGAUGGCCCGGGAGUUUCUUGGAAGUCAAGGGGAUGUUGCCCCUCUUGACUGCAUCGUCCCCUGAACAUCCUAGCUUCCAUGUUGUAGCGCUUAGCUUGCCCGGUUUUGGCUUUUCGGAGGGUCCACACAAACCAGGCUUUGCUCUUGAUCAAUAUGCCGAGGUAGCUCACAAACUCAUGCUCGCUCUCGGGUACAACGAAUAUGUCACCCAGGGAGGCGACUGGGGCUUCCUCAUCACUCGGAGAAUGGCCUCUCUGUAUGGUGGAAAGCAUCACAAGGCGUGGCACACCAACUUUCCAAUGGCCGACCCACCAACCUGGAAAUCGCCCCUAUCUUUCUUGUCGUACUUGCUAACCCCUUGGUCUGCCGAGGAGAAGGCAGGCGUCGAGCGCACCACGUGGUACCGCACCAAAUCAUCUGGUUACUUUGUUGAGCAGAGCACCUUCCCGCAGACACUCGCUUACGGUUUUACCGAUAGCCCUGUUAGUCUACUUGCUUGGUUUUACGAAAAACUGGUCAUCUGGACCGACGACUACAAAUGGACUGAUGACGAAGUGCUGACGUGGAUCUCAAUUUACUGGUUCUCCCGUGCUGGGCCCGGUGCCGCCCAUCGCAUUUACUUUGAGUUGCAUGGCGAUUUCUAUGAUCUAGGCCGUACUGGUUACCCCACUAUUCCUAUGGGAGCGUCGUAUUUCCCGAAAGAGCUCAUACUUUUACCUUCAGCGUGGCUGCGCAAGUUGAACAACGUUGUUUUCGAGUCCCAUCAUAAGUCAGGAGGCCAUUUUGCUGCCUACGAACGGCCGCAAGAGCUUGUUCAAGAUGUGCGGAAAAUGUUCGCGAAGGGGGGUCCUGCGUUCGCAAUUGUCCCUGGAAGAAGUGGAUAUGCUUGA